UCCAACGUUCACUCUCUCCGGUCUCCUCCAACGUUACAAAAUCACAAUACAUUCCCAAGACUCUAGGCUCUACCCUUCCCUCUCUUUCUCUCUGCAACUACGCAACUGUCUCAUUGCACACAAUCUUCAAAGAACCCUUGAUCUCCUUGUUCAUAUCCAUCUCCUUUCUGGGUUUCUUGUAGCAUCCGCAGCUCCGAGACAUCUCGAAUUGAAGAACAGCUCGCUCGAUUUCCUACUUUGCGAGAAAGUACUUCGUAGAAAUGGAACCAGCAAAAAUAGACUGGAAGAACAUCGACUCCAGAUUCGUCGAGGACGAGUUGUACGAGCACAUAAAUGCUCCCAAAUGGGUCGAUUUAUCUGCUCCCGAUGAACAUGUAGAUGAUGAAGCCUGGUUCUGUAGGCCCGAGUGUCGUCAUCCAAAGAUCGCAGAAGAUUUUCUUCGAUCGACACCUACUUCAAAGGCGAAGCAUCUGAGAUCAAUAAGCGUUUCUGAAAUCCUUCCAUUAGGCGAUCGAAAUCGCAAAGAUGCAAAUCUAAAAAGGAGAGGACUCAUUCCCUCUUCAGCUUCUUCGCCUCGUAUUCUAAAAUCCGACACGACUACACCAUCUAAGCCUCCACGCAGAUUCCAACAAGAUAUCGAAAACAACAAUCCGAACUUCUCUUCUCCUCUUCAGAACUAUGAAGCCAAAAUCAAGAAAGCGGCUAUCAAAUCGAGCACGGAAAGGAAGAAACUGUUAGAUGAUUCUCCUUCCCAUGCAGACACAUCGCAAAACGAUCGAUAUCCGCAGCUGAAAAGCACCCUUUCGGCUCGUAAUCUCUUCGCCGGACGGGAUAUAUUGAAUCAGAUAACGGAGUUCUGCAACGAGCUGAAGAAAUUGGCCAUGAGAGCGAAGGAGAGAGAGAAAUUGGAGAAAUCGAAUGCAAAAAAGAACGCAGUGGAUGGCGAGAAAUCCGAUCAGACUUGUGGUGGCCGAGGAGAGGAAAGCGAGAAGGAGAAAGAARAAAAGAAGCCUCUGCUUGGGGCUGAAAAGGAGAAUUCUGAAGCAACAGAGAAGAGCAAUGGCAAAGAGAAACAACAGAAGAGGCCAAGGAAAGAAACUGAUGAGAAUGAAAAGGUCCCACAAAUCACCGUGGAUGUGAAGAACGUUAAGCGCGGAGAAGAAAGCUUGUCGUUGCAAGUUCGGACGUGCCCUCCUUCUCCUCAAUGCUUUUCUACGCCUCGUGCUCGUGGGCCCAACUGUUCCACUACCACCAAACCAAUCGCCACCACUCCACUCAGGCCUUCCAGGCCCAAACCCACGGCACAGCAGGAGAGGGGAAUUCUUCAGGAAACGAAGCAGCAGGACAAUAAAGCAAAACAAGAGGAGCAUGGAGAUAGAGGCACUGCUAAUAGAAAUAGAAGGCUUGCUACAGCUGCUGCAGCUAGGACAGAAUUAAAACCCCUGGAUAUGUUUUGGUUCUUGAAGCCWUGCACACUUUCUAACAGAGAAUACUAAACCUUCUUCUUCUAUGGUAUAUAAUAAUUAUUUUUUUAUUAUUUUUUUCAAAUACCCACAAUAAUUCUUUUAUUUAUUUUUUACUACACAUUUUAUUUGAAAAAUGAGGGAAUAGGGUCAGUGUAGAGGAUGCAAAAAUACACUAUGCUGGUGAAUAAAGUGUACCGGACGUGAAUAAUAACUGCUUGAAUAAUAAACUCUUGCAGUUUUUUCAGUCUUUGCAUCUGGUUCAGUUUUACCGAUA
Messenger RNA from Nelumbo nucifera (sacred lotus), 1740 nucleotides. RefSeq names its product interferon-activable protein. NCBI's taxonomy places the organism in Eukaryota, Viridiplantae, Streptophyta, Magnoliopsida, Proteales, Nelumbonaceae. The record is from RefSeq and is a predicted model, not a curated record.